Molecule: messenger RNA, 930 nt
Organism: Perognathus longimembris pacificus (Pacific pocket mouse)
Lineage: Eukaryota; Metazoa; Chordata; Mammalia; Rodentia; Heteromyidae
Gene: Glt6d1
Product: glycosyltransferase 6 domain containing 1
Exons: 4
Coding region: 1-930 (309 amino acids)
Biological process (GO): carbohydrate metabolic process
Cellular component (GO): Golgi apparatus; membrane; vesicle
Molecular function (GO): hexosyltransferase activity
Source: RefSeq, a predicted model, not a curated record
AUGGCUUCCAAAAAACGAAUGCUGUUAUUGAUUGCAUUCCUUUCAUCGCUGCUAGUGGCUAAGCACUAUUUCAGGAAUAAGCCAACAGACGAGCUCAAGCUCUCAGACUGGUUUAAGCCUAGGAGUCGCUCGGACGUCAUCACCACCACGGGCUGGCUGGCCCCGGUUCUGUGGGAAGGCUUGUUCCACAGGCAGCCGCUGGAGAAGUUCUACAGGAGGCGGAACGUCACGGUGGGCUUGGCUGUCUUUACCGUCGGAAGGUUUGCAGAAAACGAGCUGGAUCUGUUCCUGCAGUCGGCGGACAGGUUCUUCAUGCCCAGCCACAGAGUGAUCUUCUACAUCAUGGCCGCCACCUACCCCUACCUGCCGCCCAUGGCGUACAACCCUCUGCGGUCCGUCCAGGUCCUCUUGCUGGACGAGGAGCUCUGGUGGUACGACUUGGACCUGGUGCGCAUGAAGUCCUUGGCCAAGCACAUCCUGUCGCACAUCCGCGACGAGGUGGAUUUUCUCUUCAGCAUGACCGCGGACCUGGUCUUUGAGACGGAGUUUGGGGUGGAGACGCUGGCCACCUCCGUGGCUCAGCUCCAUGCCUGGUGGUAUUUUAGAAACACCCAGAACUUCCCCUACGAGAGGAGGCUGCAGUCCGCGGCCUACAUCCCCUUCGGGCAGGGGGAUUUCUUCUACGGCGGCUCCAUUGUGGGCGGCACACCUGACAACGUUCUGUCCCUCGUUGAGGAGUACCUAGCAGGCCUCGUGCAGGACAUACAGAAGAGAGUGAACAGCACCUACGAGAAGUACCUCAACAAGUUCUUCUUCCUCCACAAGCCCGCCAAGCUGCUGUCACCCGAGUAUGGCUGGAACCCCAAGUUCCAGCUCCCCCCUCAGAUGAGGCUGGUGAGGGUCUCACACCACCCCAGAGCCCACUAUUGA